UUUAGAUACACGUUUACAGAAGAUUGUUUAUUUAAACGGCAUUGGUUUUGUGGUGGAUUGCCUGAUGUUGCUAUGGUGAUGGGGCUUAACAGCGAAGCUAAAGGAAGACAAUCAACCGCCUGUUAAACGAGUCAACAAAUGGAGGAACGCUUUGCCUUUCUGGCUGAGUGGUACGACCCCAGCGCUGCUCUCCUGCGACGAUACCAGCUGCUCUACUACCCUAAAGAUGGCUCAGUGGAGAUGUUUGAUGUGAAGAACCAGCGCACCUUUCUACGGCGAACUAAGUAUGAGGAACUCCAUCCAGAGGAUCUGUUUGUUGGCAACCGAGUGAACGUCUUCUCUCGUCAGCUGAACCUCAUUGGUUAUGGGGACCAAUACACUGCCAACAAAAUGGGCAGUAAGAAGGAGAGGACAUUGGGUAUGAUUAAGCCAGAUGCAGUUACCAAAGUUGGCGACAUAAUUCAGAUGAUAUAUGAUGCCAACCUUAUUGUCACCAAAGUAAAAAUGACCAAACUUACAUGGAAGCAGGCAGCAGACUUUUACAUGGAACAUCAGUCAAAGUCUUUUUUCAAUAAUCUGGUCCAGUUUGUGAGCUCUGGUCCGGUAAUCGCUAUGGAGCUGAUGGGAGAUGAGGCCGUGUCGGUCUGGAGAAAAGUCCUUGGCCCGACUGAUUCUGGUGUUGCUCGAAAAGAUGCAGCUUACAGUCUCAGGGCCCAGUUUGGUACAGAUGGCACAAAGAAUGCAGGACAUGGGUCCGACUCAUUGGCAUCUGCAGCACGGGAGCUGGAGUUUUUUUUUCCAUCCACUGCUGGUCAUGGCCCCUCCAACACAGCCAGGUAUUCAGACUGCACGUGCUGUAUCAUCAAACCCCAUGCCAUCUCAGAGGCACUGACGGGAAAGAUUCUUAAAUCAAUCACAGAAAAUGGAUUUGAGAUCACUGCUUUACAAAUGUUCAAUGUGGAUCGAGCCAAUGCUGAGGAGUUUUUAGAAGUUUAUAAAGGGGUUGUAGCAGAGUACACCAAUAUGGUGGAUGAACUUUGUUCUGGACCUUGUAUGGCCCUGGAGAUCCAUGCUGCCGACGCACCCAAAGCCUUCCGUGAGUUUUGCGGACCGGCAGACCCUGAAAUCGCACGCCAUCUUCGGCCCAACACUUUACGAGCUCUCUACGGCAGAAACAAAGUGCAGAACAGCCUUCACUGCACAGACCUACCCGAGGAUGGGAUUCUGGAGGUGAGCGCAUGCAAAUCGCAUUCAAACUGCAAAAGCUACACAGUCACGUUUUUGUUUGCAGUUCAGAGGCAGAACUUGCUUUGAUGCGCGUUGGGAAAUAUUUCUGGAUCCCACAAGAACAAAAUGGCAUCCAGGUCUCAUGACUGUCCACUGUAGGCUGGUGUCACGUCUCACAGGAAGGGAAGCAGACAUAGGUCGGUUUGGUGGAGGAAAAAAAGACAUUGUUAUGCCAGGGAGUGGGUUUGGCCCGGUGGACGUCAUUGUUUUGCACAACUCCUGAUCUGUUCAGCCUCCUAGCACAAAUGGCCCCUUGUUAAUCAUUUGCCUGCUGACCGACUCAGCCGUGACAUUCCAAGAGCUCAGGCCUCAGAGGCCCGGCACAAACUCUUCUGCGCCGAGCUGACACACACUGCUGUAACAGGCACGAUUCAGGGAAAGUCAAUUGUUUGAAACUUAAACAAGCUGGUGACUUGUUGCCGAGGCCUGAUAAAGUGCUAAAUGAAUGAAGUUCUGAAUGCACAUCCGAGCUUAUUUUUAGUGUACUUAGAAAGGCCGCAUUUAUGAAAUGUGUAUAAACAGUUUUGUUGUAAGAAUGUUGUAAUGAAAGAUUGUGAUUUC
Molecule: messenger RNA, 1848 nt
Organism: Triplophysa dalaica
Lineage: Eukaryota; Metazoa; Chordata; Actinopteri; Cypriniformes; Nemacheilidae
Gene: nme7
Product: NME/NM23 family member 7
Exons: 11
Coding region: 139-1314 (391 amino acids)
Biological process (GO): CTP biosynthetic process; UTP biosynthetic process; GTP biosynthetic process
Cellular component (GO): centrosome
Molecular function (GO): nucleoside diphosphate kinase activity; ATP binding
Source: RefSeq, a predicted model, not a curated record